This is a messenger RNA of Colletotrichum lupini, 219 nucleotides long. RefSeq lists its product as uncharacterized. The record is from RefSeq and is a predicted model, not a curated record. The coding region runs from base 1 to 219 and encodes 72 amino acids. Lineage: Eukaryota; Fungi; Ascomycota; Sordariomycetes; Glomerellales; Glomerellaceae. The transcript has 2 exons.
AUGAGAUACAUGGCGUUUGAGCUGCUCAUCGAAAUCUCCAAUCACGAGUCUCUCGUUGUGAAAAUUGCAGUGCAACUCACCUCGUCCAAUCCGGCAAUGCAUGAGCAACUUGAACUUGAUUGGGCGUGUCUGAAUGCGCGGCAGAUCACGAGGGAGGCGCGGUUCCUCCAAUGCAGUCGAACUUGCCAUAUCACAAUCAGGCUGCGUCUCGCCAAGUAA